AUGGAUUACCAAUGGGACCUCAAGAAACAUGAAAAGCCUGCACUGCCCACCCUGGCUGCCUCACCUUCGCAGGUGCGCCACAAUUACCAUCCCGAGUGUGAGACUGCAGUGGACGUCCAUGUCCAGCUGCAGCUCUAUGCAUCCCACCUGACCCGGGCCAUGGCCUUGUACUUCGACCGCAACUACGUGACGCUCAAGGGCUUCGCCUGCUACUUCCUGAAGCGCUCGCUGAUCGAGAGGGAGCGUGCAGAGAAGAUGGCCAGAAUGCAGAACCAGCGUGGAGGCCGCAUCACGCUCUGCCAAGUGCCCGCGCCUCAGCCCAGCCACUGGGACAGCGGCCUGCACGCCAUGGAGAGCGCCUUCAAGCUGGCCAAGAGAAUCAACCAGAGCUUCCUGGACCUGCACCAGCUGGCCACUGUCAGGGACGACCCCGAGCUCUGCCACUUCCUGGAGACCCACUACCUGCACCAGCAGGUGCAGCACCUCAAGGAGCUGGGAGACUACCUGACCAACCUGCGCAGGAUGGGCAGCCAGGACAGCCGCAUGGCCGAGUAUCUCUUCGACAAGCUCUGCCUGCAUUGCUCAUACUAA
Ochotona curzoniae (black-lipped pika) is the source of this 591-nucleotide messenger RNA. RefSeq names its product ferritin heavy chain-like. The transcript has 3 exons. The record is from RefSeq and is a predicted model, not a curated record. Gene Ontology annotation, cellular component: cytoplasm. Gene Ontology annotation, molecular function: ferric iron binding; ferrous iron binding. Lineage: Eukaryota; Metazoa; Chordata; Mammalia; Lagomorpha; Ochotonidae. Gene Ontology annotation, biological process: iron ion transport; intracellular iron ion homeostasis. Bases 1 to 591 code for a protein of 196 amino acids.